Penicillium griseofulvum is the source of this 4899-nucleotide messenger RNA. Its product is annotated as PT repeat family protein. Lineage: Eukaryota; Fungi; Ascomycota; Eurotiomycetes; Eurotiales; Aspergillaceae. The coding region runs from base 1 to 4899 and encodes 1632 amino acids. The record is from RefSeq and is a predicted model, not a curated record. The transcript has a single exon.
AUGGCCAGCGUGCAAGAGCCCAUUAUUCCGGAUAGCCAUGUGCUGCCAACAGAUGGACCAGUUGAGCCCAUUUCAUCCAUAGAUGAAAAGUCUACCGCCGAUGCAACUGCGGCGGAACUGAGCGAAUCCACUGCUACCCUGGUUGAGCCCGACUCCACACAACAAUCCAAAGAUUCAACCCCCGAGGUCCCAAUGACCGCCGCGGAAAAGAAGAAGGCCAAGAAGGCAAAGAAGAAGCAGCAAAAGAGACAGGAGAGCUUGAGCUCCAUUGCCGUGGAAGCUGAAAAGACUCCCGAAGAGACUCCAGUCGACAAUUCUGUCGUUCCCGAGACCAAAACUGCAGAGCCUGCAGUGGAGGAAUCAGCAGUCGAAGCUCCCAAAGAAGCUGAACCUGCUGCCGAGUCAGUGGUUGAAGAAAAAACCGCAAUUGAAUCAACGGAAGAAUCCAAGCCGGCCGAGAAGGCUGUCGAUGCCACCGAGGCACCAGUGCUUGAGGAAAAGCCCGCCGAAGCUACCCCCGAGGUUGCUGAGAAGGCUGCCGAGCCCGCUACAGAAGAAUCGAAGACUACUGAGGCCGUUCCGGAAACUGUCGCAGAGCCAGUUGAAGAAUCCAAGGUUGUGGAAGAGGUUGCUAAGCCUACCACAGAAGAGCCCAAGGCCGUCGAGGCCGUUCCUGAAGUCGCCGCAGAGCCAGUCGUCGAAGAGACUCCCGCUGCGGAAGAAACGAAGACUGUCGAGGAGGUUGCCAAGCCUAUCACCGAGGAGAAGCCUGUCGUCGAAGAAAAGGCUACCGAGGCCGCUCCCGAAACUGCCGCUGAGCCUGCUGCUGAGGCCGCCGUCGAAGAACCUAAGGCUGCGGAUGAUAUCGCUGAGCCUACUAAGGAAGAUUCGGAGCCCGCCAAAUCCUUUGCCGAAGCCGUCGCCGAGCCAGUCGAGGAGACUCCCGCUGAAGCUGCUGUGGAAGAAUCUAAGACUGCCGAGGCCGUUCCUGAGGCUGCUGUGGAGGAAAAGACCACCGAAGUCGUUCCUGAAACCGAAGCCGCUGUGAAGGAGACUCCCGAAACUGCCGUGGAAGAAUCAAAGAUUGUGGAAGCUGUUCCUGAAAUCGCCCAGGUGGCGCCCGCUGUCGAAGAAUCUAAGGCUGAGGAAGUUGCCGAGCCUACUCCCGCUGAAGCCGCCAAGGAAGAAGAGACUCCUGCUGUUGCAGAAUCCAAGGUUGAGGAGGCUGCUCCUGAAAUAGCCAAGGAGACGCCUGCCGUCGAAGAAUCCAAGGCUGAGGUUGCUGAGCCAAUCGCCGAGGAGAAGCCCGCCACCGAAGAAAAGGUCAUCGAGGCUGCUCCUGAGACUGUCGCAGAGCCUGUCACAGAAACCCCCGCCGUCGAAGAAUCUAAGACUGAGGAGGUUGCUGAGCCGGUUGCCGAGGAGAAGCCUGCUGAAUCUGCCAAGGAAGAGUCAGAGCCCGCUAAGUCCUUUGCUGAAGCUGUUGCUGAGCCGGUCGUCGAGGAGACCCCGGCCGUUGAAGCUGCUGUGGAGGAAUCGAAGCCUGCUGUUUCUGAAACCGUCGCAGAGCCUACUGUCGAAGAGACCCCGGCCGUGGAAGAAUCUAAGACUGAGGAGGUUGUCAAGCCUUCCACAGAGGAAAAGACUGAGGAAAAGGCUGUCGAAGCCGUUUCUGAAACCCCCGCCGCUGAAGAAUCCAAGGCCGCCGAGGUCGUUGAACCUACCACCGAGGAGAAGCCUGCUACUGAGGAAAAGCCUGUCGAAGCUGCCCCUGAAUCUGUCCAGGAGACACCUGCAGUUGAGGAAUCCAAGGCCGAGGCCGUUUCUGAAACUCCAGCUGUCGAGGAAUCCAAGGCUGAGGAGGUUGCUGAGCCUACCACUGAGGAAAAGCCCGUCACUGAAUCUGCCAAGGAAGAGUCUGAGCCCGCAAAGUCCUUUGCCGAAGCUGUCGCUGAACCGGUUGUCGAGGAGACUCCCGCUGCUGAGACUGCUGUGGAGGAAUCAAAGCCUGUCGAGGCUGCUUCUGAGAUCGUGCAGGAGACACCCGCAGUUGAGGAAUCUAAGGCUGAGGAGGUUACCAAGCCUGCUGAAGAAAAGGUUGAGGCCGUUUCUGAGACUCCUGCAGUCGAGGAAUCCAAGGUUGAGGAGGUUGCUGAGCCUACCGCCGAGGAAAAGCCCGUCACUGAAUCUGCCAAGGAAGAGUCUGAGCCCGCUAAGUCCUUUGCUGAAGCCGUCGCCGAGCCGGUUGCCGAAGAGACUCCCGCCGCUGAAGCUGCCGUGGAAGAACCCAAGACUGUCGAGGCUGUUCCUGAAAUUGUUAAGGAUGCCCCAGCCACCGAGGCAGCUGUGGAAGAGUCCAAGCCUGUCGAGGAGCCAGUGACCGAGAAGGCUGUUGAGGAACCCGCUGUGGAGGCAGAGUCCGUUCCAGAGAUUGCCGAAGAGGCAACUGCUGUCGAGCCCACUGUUGAGGCUUCAGAGCCAAAGGAGGAAGUCAUCUCCGAGCCCACCAAGGAGGUGGCUGAUGAGGCUCCGGUUGAGCAGCCUGCCACUGAGGAAUUGGCUGCCGAGCCUGUCAAGGAGACUGAGGUUGCCGAGCCGGUUCCCGAGCAGACUGCCGAUGCUGCUAAGGAAUCUGCUGUCGAGAAGCCUGCUGAGGUUGCUGCCGAGGAGACUACCGCCACCGAGACUGCCACCGAAGCAAUUGAAGAGCCUGCUGCCGUGGUUGCCGAGGAGGCUACUCCUGAGAAGACCGAGGAGCCUACCAAGGUCGAAUCUGUUGAGGAGACCGCCGAGAAGGUUAAGGCAGAGGAACCAGUUGUGGAGGAGCCUGUGGCGGAAACUGCUAAGGAAUUGGCCACCGAGGAGUCCCCUGCUGUUCCCGAGCCCGCUGAGGCUGCUCCUGUCGAGACUGCCUCUAUUCCUGAAGAGGCUGCUGCUGCCGCUGUUGCCCCCGAGGAAUCUCCCGCUGUUCCUGAGGCCACGGAAGCUGCCGCCAGCGAGAUCACCGCCAUCCCCGCAGCUGCCGCUGCUGCUGUCACCGAGGAAUCUCCCUCUGUUCCUGAGGCUGCCGCCGCUAUCGUCGAGGAAAAUGCCGCUUCUACUGAGUCUGUGCAAGAAGCAGUGGAGGAGGCUAUCCCCGCUGAAACUGCUAAGGAAGUCCCCGUUGAGCAGCCAGAGGCUACCAAGGCUGAGGAAGUAACCGAGAAGCCCACUGAAGAGCCCGUCGCCGACAAGGCUGCUGAGGAGCCCGUUGCUGAGACCUCUGCUCCGGAGCCGGCUGUUCAGGAUGCUCCCGUUGUCGAGGAGACUCCCGCUGAAGAGCCUGCUAAGGAAGUUGUCGCUGAGGAGCCCAUCAAGGCUUCCACCGAGGCUCCUGCCGCUGAGGCCGAGGAGAAGCAACCCGAGACUGCUGCUGCUGCCGAAGAGAAGGCUGUGGAUGAGCCAGUCGCUGUGGCAGAGACUGUCGAAGCCGCUGCCACUCCUGAGCCUGCAGCUGAAGUUGAGGCUAAGGCCGAGGCCGUUAUUGCCGAGCCCGCUGUUACUGAAACUCCCGCGGUCGAAGAAAAGGCCAUCGACAAGCCUGUUGCUGUUGAGACCGCGGCUGAGCCCACCGCUGAGCCUGUUUCCGAACAGACUCCCGUUGAGGCCCCUGUUGUUGAAGAACCUGUUGCUGAGGCACCAGCUACUGAGAAGGCUGAGGAUGUGAAGGAGCCCGCCAUUGUCGAGCCCACCGUCCAAGCUACCGAAGUUGCUGAAGCGCCAGUUGUGGAGGAACAGACCGUCGCAGAGCCUGUGAAGGUUGAGGAGCCCGUUGAAGCUGCCGUCUCCGAGGAGAAAAUCCCCGAGGUAGCUCCAGUGGAGGCAUCUACUACCAAGGAGCUCGAGCCUGAGACAGCCGCCGUAGAGGAAGUUGCCAUUGAGCAGCCUGCCGUUGUUGCUGAAGAGGCUGUCGCAGAAAAGCCCGCACAGGAGGAUACCAAGGUCGAGGACCUCGUCCCAGAACAGUCUGCUCCUGUCGUGGGGACUGUGGUUGCAACUGAGGAACCCUCGAAGGUCGAAACCGUCGAGCCCGAAGUUGUCAGCGCAGAUAAGCCCGAGAUUGUGACCGAGACAUCCGAUGUGAAGGAGCCUGUUCAGCCCUCCACCGCUGAUGUUGAAGCCUCGGCACCAUCCGAGCCCGAAACUAAGCAGGAAGAGCCCGCUGCUCCCACCUCAGAGGAAGUUUCUACCAAGGAUACUGGAAUUAGCACUGAAAUUCUUGGUGCUGGCGCUGCCGCCGCCGCCGCCGCCAUUGCCGGUGUAGGCGUGGCCGCCCUUGUUAACAAGGACUCCGAGACUGUCUCAGAGACUUCGAAAGAUCAGAAGGAUCCCGAAACUACCGAUGCAGUCAAGGAGCCCGUUACUAAGGCUGAGACCCAGCCCCAGGUUUCGGCAGCAGAUGCACAGCACACCGACGGUAAGCCAACACCGUUCUAUCUUUCAUACCAGCCGUCUGCCAUGUCGUUCGAAACUGAUCCCGUUCUUGCAGCUCUCGCUGGUGACCGCGAAGCCCUCCUUAGCAAGCUCAACCAACCCUCCACAGACCAAUUGUCCACGACCUCCCAGAAACCACCUGCCGCGACAGUCGAGACUGCCGUCGAGUCCCAGCCUGCCGCCGAGGCCAGCAAGGGAACCGUCGAACCUGCCCAGCCCUCCGAGGCCAAGACUGCUACCGAUGCUACCCUUCCACCCAAGGAUAACGAUGAGGAUGCUCGUCCAGCGAGCCAGAACCGGUCAGUGACUGCUGUUUCUCUAAAUGGUGCACCUGACAGCUGGCUCAAAGCGAUUCUGCGCACUGUGUUUGUGAACUUCUUUGGGGCCAUCUUUUCACCUUUCCGUCGUGGAAAGUCCUCAAAUUAG